This is a messenger RNA of Haemonchus placei, 312 nucleotides long. The record is from the annotation of a GenBank genome assembly. NCBI's taxonomy places the organism in Eukaryota, Metazoa, Nematoda, Chromadorea, Rhabditida, Trichostrongylidae.
AUGAAACUGAUGUCUGAUAUGCCCAAGCCAGAAUGGAGUAUGGAAAAGGAGACGGAGAAAGCCAAUAUCGAGCAGACGACUCCGGAAGAUAGCAUAUCGGCUAUCUUCUCCAAGCAAGAACCUUCACUUGGCUCAAAGAUCGUCAAUGUCGCGAAAGAGGCAACGAGUAGCGCUUGGGAAAUGAAGAAAAAGACCUGUCCCUUGAUGCCACAGAAUACGCCAUGCAUGUCAAACAAAUGCUGUCUGGAAAGAUUGCCUGGUGUGCGACAACUCAAGGAAAAAAUUCAGCCGACCAAGAAGAAUGAGGCCUAA